GGGCUGCAGUGAUGUUGCACUGGAAUGAGGAAGUGGAGUGGAGAGGGGAGGGACCGAGAGCGGAGCUGCCUCCUGCCGCCGCAGCUCUGCUGCGAGGUGGAGCAGCAGCACAUGGAGCUGGAGAGGACUGGGAGAGCUGUCUUCUGCCAGCCCCGGCCAAAGCAGAUAACCUGAGGAAAAUGGAAACCGAUGAGGCUCAGGACAUGUCCCAAGUUUCAGGAAAGGAAAGUCCUUCAGUAAGUGAUGUACCCGAUGAUUCAGAUGAACCUAUGCCUGUACCAGAAGAUCUUUCUACCACUUCAGGAGGACAGCAGAAUUCUAAGAAUGAAAGAGUUUUGGUUACAUAUGGGGCUGAAGGCUUUAGGGAUUUUCACGCAUUAAUUCCAAAAUCUUAUUCUCCCAGUAAUGUUAAAGUAGAAACUCAGAGUGAUGAAGAGAAUGGGCGUGCCUGUGAAAUGAAUGGGGAAGAAUGUGCGGAGGAUUUACGAAUGCUUGAUGCCUCCGGAGAGAAAAUGAAUGGUUCACACAAUGGCCAAGGCAGCAAAGCUUUGUCAGGAGUUGGAGGCAUUCGACUUCCUAACGGAAAGCUAAAAUGUGAUAUCUGUGGGAUCAUUUGCAUCGGUCCCAAUGUGCUCAUGGUUCACAAAAGAAGCCACACUGGAGAACGCCCUUUCCAGUGUAAUCAGUGCGGUGCCUCUUUUACUCAGAAAGGCAACCUCCUCCGUCAUAUCAAGUUGCAUUCUGGGGAGAAGCCCUUCAAAUGUCAUCUCUGUAACUACGCAUGCCGCAGGAGGGAUGCCCUCACAGGUCACCUGAGGACUCAUUCGGUUGGUAAACCUCACAAAUGUGGAUAUUGUGGCCGAAGCUAUAAACAGCGAAGCUCUUUAGAGGAGCAUAAAGAGCGUUGCCACAACUACUUACAAAGCAUGGGCCUCCCAGACACUCUGUACCCAGUCAUUAAAGAAGAAACCAACCAUAGUGAAAUGGCCGAAGAUUUGUGCAAGAUCGGAUCUGAGAGAUCCCUCGUGCUGGAUAGACUAGCAAGUAACGUCGCCAAACGUAAGAGCUCUAUGCCUCAGAAAUUUGUGGGUGAGAAAUGCUUGUCAGAUCUCCCAUAUGAUGCCAGUACCAAUUAUGAGAAGGAGAAUGAAAUGAUGCAGACCCAUGUCAUGGAUCAGGCCAUCAACAAUGCCAUUAGCUACCUAGGGGCUGAAUCAUUGCGCCCAUUGGUGCAGACACCCCCAGGCUCCGAGGUUGUACCCGUCAUCAGCUCCAUGUACCAGCUCCACAAGCCUCAUGCCGAUGGCCACCCACGCCCUAAUCACACAGCCCAGGACAGCGCCGUGGAAAAUCUAUUGCUGCUCUCUAAGGCUAAAUCCAUCUCCUCUGAAAGAGAUGCCUCCCCAAGCAACAGCUGUCAAGACUCCACAGACACAGAGAGUAAUAACGAGGAACGGAGUGGCCUCAUUUACCUGACAAACCACAUAAACCAACAUGCCAGAAAUGGUUUGUCCAUAAAAGAAGAGCAUAGGCCCUAUGAUGUCCUGAGGGCAGCAACUGACAAUUCCCAAGACGCUUUCAAAGUGAUCAGCAACAAUGGGGAGCCAUUGAAGGUGUAUAAAUGUGAACACUGCAGGGUCCUCUUUUUGGACCAUGUGAUGUAUACUAUCCACAUGGGUUGCCAUGGCUUCCGUGAUCCUUUUGAAUGCAACAUGUGUGGCUAUCACAGUCAGGACAGGUAUGAAUUCUCUUCCCACAUAACACGAGGGGAGCACCGUUUCCACAUGAGUUAAAACUCCCUUCUCUGCUAAUGUAACCUUGAGUGCUCUAUGCUUAGAGUUGCAUGAACAGCCACACAUACAAAAAACAAAAAAAAAGCAAACAAAAAAAAGGCAUCAGGAGAAAAAGGAAUCAGAUGCCUGUUUUCUUCCUUCCUACAGCAUGUAAUGGAUGGUUGUACAAUUGCAACUCAAUUUUUUCUUUCUUUUUUUAAGAGAGCAAUGAAGUUUUUAUUGUUAGUUGCAGAGUUGGAUUUUAGAGCAUAAAAAUUAUUAGUUAAUGUAACUAGGAGCUUUGUAGACUGCUAGAUCAGACUCCCCUUCUUCAUCUUUUGCUCCUUGAAAGCAUCCCUUCCCCCAAAAGCUAAUUUCAUAGAGAACUCAUACAAAAACAGACCCAGGGUUGGAAAAGAAAAGAUUCCACCUCUACUUGCAACCCAUCGCUAAGACUCAGAUUCUCACAUCAGGUGGGUUCUGUGACUUCCCAUGAAUAGUCUAUACACGAGAAGAGAUUUGGCUAUCUUAAAGAAAAUAGGGGUAAAAUGAUGUUGAAAAGAUUAGGACAGAAUCAAAGGUACCCUUUCUGAGUCGUCUGGGUUAGAAGGAUUGUGAAGCCCCAGAACUCUUGUUUCCAAGGACCGAUAUGUUUCCUUCUUGCUCUGUGUGCGAGUAUGUUUGCGUGUGUGUUUUAAGGGAAAUGUUAUUUGGAAUUAUUAUCUGUAUAGGAAAAUAUCCAGUUUGUUUAAAAAAGGCAAUUCCAGGAGAAAAACCUAAGCCGACAAUGAAGAAAGGCUCAGUUAGGAGAAUCUUUCCUUUAUGAUCUAUUUGGUUUUGAAGACCUUUUCACAAUGCCUGGAAGACCUUCAAGGAUGUUGCUAAAACUGAUCCCAGUCACAUGGGGCCAAAUAUUCCUGGUGCACAGACACAUUUAGACAUUCUUCUCCAUUUGUUCACAUGGAAUUUCUUUACAAGCACUAGAAAUUUUAAUUUAAGCUACUGGUUCAGAUACAUGGCCCCCAGUCAUUUUUGUAAAUCUCCCCCCCCACACACACACACAGAAAUUCAAGUCCCUUUGAAAUAUUUUACUCUACCUGACAUUGCAUUGGUAUUUUUGUUGAUGAGGAUUGCCCUUUACCAUUGCAAAUGGACACCUUCUCUACAACUUAUAGUCUCCUGGGGCACUUAGAAAUUUAGGUACUUUUUCAGGAUUAUACGGACAGUGUGUCAGAGAUAAGACUCAAAACUGUAUCUUCCUGGUUGUAGGGCCGUUCUCUAUCCAUUAUACCACAUUGCCUCUCUAAAUAUUUACCUUCUGGAAGACCAGAAUUUAUUGCCAAACUUCUUUAAUUGACCUCUCCAAACGUAAAUAUCUCUUCCUUUAAAAUCUAAUCUAGUUCCUUAAUAAACACACAUGCAUAUGAACCCUCUUACCCUGUCCCUCUUUCUGUCUUAAAUCCUUGUGAGUGGAAAAUCCAUUCCACCAGAAUAUGGUCCUACAAGUUUGUCCAUGAGUAAAUGUGAUUUAUUAUUCUUUUGCACCAUUUCAGACAUCAGAAGAUACUAGGAAAUAACAAUGUUAUUGUUAUGUUAACUAUGUUAUGUGGCUGAAAUGGGAAUAUAUGUUCUUCAUAUCACAUAAGGGGCAUACAAGAUAGGUGUUAACAAACAUGGCAGAUUAUCACUACGGUCUAAUGAGUACAUCCCAGAAGCCAUAGAAGCGAGAUGGUUUGUGAAAUAUUUAUUUUGUAUAGGCAAUAAGUAAAGGCUUUCUGCAUAGCAGUCAGGUGUAUACCCUAUUUCCAUGUGAAUUUGUAUCAUUGUUUUAGUAAAAAUGUUUUAUUUUUAAGUACGCAUCUGGAGAAACAAACUACUACUACUGAGGCAAAGAAGGGCAAAAGUGUUAAAAUAUUUACAUCUUUGCUCCACAUUAAUAGAGUUCUUGGUUAUUUCCAAAGUAUUUGCGGGGAGGGGGGGAAUGAUGAGAAAGAAUCACCACUAUUCUUUUCUCUAAGGUUUUGAAGGUUUUGAAUUCCCCCACUCCACCUCAAUAUUGAGCCUUUGUCAGAUACCAACCAUAAUCCAUGUUCUCAGAGUAUGGUAUGAUUGACCUGAUCUGGGAUGUGCUGGGCUUGUAGUGAUUCUUUAAAUAUAGCAUUUCUUCACCAUUCCUAUAACUGUUCCUAUUCAUGGGUCUUUACUGAUAUACCCAUGAAAUAGUAUGGGCACAGGUGUGUCUUUGCCCCACCCCUGAUUUUCAUAUUUUCCAGGACAGGAUUAAUAUUUAAAAACUAGAAAUAAAUAAAAUGGAAAUUUGACAUAUACUGCAGAGGAUAGUUCAAAGCAGAGGAAAGAAGAGGCCAAACCUGUCCUAUCUUCUAAUUUCACCGCUUCUGCCCUUUUUUAUCCAUUUGACAAAUGGAAGAUCGUUAGAAUUCCAUAUAGAACUUUAAAAAAAAAGGAUAGACCUUAUUGAAAAUAAAUGCUUACAGAGUGGUACCCUGCUGAGAGCACAACACGGGCAAUGUACUUUCAUACUCUUUCAUCCAUCCCAUAAAAAGAGUGAAGUCUGGUUUAUGCAGUUUGUUUUAACCAAUGACAUUCCAAACAACUGUACCCAGUACUGUAUAUAGUUGCUCCUGAAGGAGUGUUUUUCUGAAACUCUUAUCUUGCUUCCCUCUUGCCUUUUAUAGCCAGUAUAAACUUAUAUUUACACAUCCUUUCGCUGUGAUUUUAUAUUGUAACACCAUUCUUUCCCUUUCAACUAUUGUAGAUUUCAUAAAAUGUCAACGUGUAAUUAAAUUAUGUUUGAUAUGUGGCCACAUUUUGUAUCAGAAAUUUUCUUCUCAUUGGUAAAAGUAGAAUUUUGCAUGGUUUUACAUUUUUCCACUCUGUGCCUCAUUUUGUUUUAUGUGAUGAUAUGCCUGUGUGGUGUUUGGGGUACACCCAUGUGAGAGAAAUGUAGCUGGCUGUGUUCCCAUUUGGGAGUGGGGAGGUUCCACAUACUCUCACAUUGCACUUAAAAUACAUAUAGGCAUUAAGAGGAUUAAGAAUAACUUGUUGACCUGUCUUUCACAAAUCAAAAUUGCCAUUUCACAAACCCACCGCCUCCUUUAACUUCCGCCCUUAAAAACCAAGACCUUUGUUUAUCUCUUGUAUUGUACUUUCCUCUUUUUUUCAUUGACAAAGAUAGCAUUUAAAAGAGCAGAUCUGUCAUACUCUUUUAGGAGGAGUUAAGAUGAUCAGAAACACAACCCAUUAUCACUUAUUUUCGUUACCAUUUACUAUCGCUGGAUUCCUGUCCAGACCCUUUCUGGUACCCAGGGCACACUGCAAAUAAAUGCCAGUUUUCUGUAAGGUAAAAGUCAGAACAAUUGCAAAGUGGAAUCUGAAACUAUACUACUUGGCACAAAGUUGUUUUAUUUGGUUGGAGUGUUUUGUAACUUUUCUGAUUUGGGUUGGUUUGGUUUCCAAGUUUAGGUUACAACUGUCAUUCUAUAAAAUAUAAAGUAAAUGAUGAAACAGACUUAUCAACAAAUGAAGAGGCAACGUGGCUUACAGUUCUUCAUCCAUCAAUUUCAGCAAUAAAAAAGGGUCAACAGUU
Molecule: messenger RNA, 5379 nt
Organism: Trichosurus vulpecula (common brushtail)
Lineage: Eukaryota; Metazoa; Chordata; Mammalia; Diprotodontia; Phalangeridae
Gene: IKZF1
Product: IKAROS family zinc finger 1
Exons: 9
Coding region: 12-1793 (593 amino acids)
Biological process (GO): regulation of transcription by RNA polymerase II
Molecular function (GO): RNA polymerase II cis-regulatory region sequence-specific DNA binding; DNA-binding transcription factor activity
Source: RefSeq, a predicted model, not a curated record